Pocillopora verrucosa is the source of this 1701-nucleotide messenger RNA. NCBI's taxonomy places the organism in Eukaryota, Metazoa, Cnidaria, Anthozoa, Scleractinia, Pocilloporidae. The record is from RefSeq and is a predicted model, not a curated record.
AUGAUUCAAAGGCACACUCGAUGCAGUACCAGCUAUUGUUUAAGAAAAAAAGGAAAUGAAAAAGAACCCAAAUGUAGGUUUAAUUUCCCAUUUCAACUUAAUGAAAAAACCUCAUUACAGUUUGAACUUAUUCAUUCCAAGGAUAACGCACCAAGAUAUAAAAUACAAGUUGUAACUAAAAGGAAUGACUCUAGACUUAUCAGUCACCAAAGACUUCAGCUUCAAGGCUGGCGUGCAAACUGUGAUAUUCAACUUGUUGCAGAUUACCAGGCCUGUGUUGAGUACCUGGCAAAGUAUACAGCAAAGAGUGAAACAAGAUCUCACCUGCUUAAGAACACAUUCAGUGCUAUUGCUCACAACUGUCAGUCAACUGCCGAUGCCACAACAAUGAUAAAGAAAACUAUCAUGAAAACACUAGGUCAGAGAGAUUUUUCUGCACAGGAAACAAUGCUCCAUUUGCUUUCUCUUAAUUUUUUCAGCUCAUCCUUCAUAGUAUUUCCUGUGAACUUGAAUGGCUCCCGUAGACUUAACCUGUCUGAUGCACCCGAUGAAGUAGUAACAACAGAUAGCUUACUUGAUACAUAUGCUCAACGAGACAGAUAUCAAGCAGAUUUAAAAUGCAACUUGACAAAUAUGAACUUUCUUGAGUUUGCAACAAAGUACAAACUCGUUUCUGGCAAAUUGGUUACUCAGCCUAAAAACCUAAUUCCAAGGGUUUUUCCUACACAUUCUUCAAGCAUAAAAAGCCCCAAUUUUGGCUUGUGCUGUAAGUAUCAAUUAUUGAGGUAUAAGCCAUGGAAAACACCACCACAAGAUGCAUGGGGAAAUAAACAGGAAAAUGAUGAACUAUUCAUUAGUCAGUGGAAAACAUUCUUGCAGUCAGAGUAUGCCCAAAACUAUGUUCCUGAUUGGCAUGACAAACUUGAAGGUUUACAGGUAUAUUCUGAUUCUGAUUUACAUACUGAAGAGUAUACUGAAUCAGAGCAACGUGAAGAAUGGAUGAUUUUAGCAGACUUUUCUAUUUCAAACAAUUCAAGUGAUCCUGAAGCUUCCUCGCUACAUAAUUGGCAGACAACCUCUUACCCAUAUACUUCACAACAAGUAGCUGAAAUGCCAUCCUGGAUAAUUUCUCAAAAGCAAACAUAUAUUUAUCAAACUUCAAAUAACCCUUUCAACAACAUAAACAUCAAUACUUUCAGUGAUAUGCAGGCACUUGCAUACAAUUUAGUUAAAGAACACUUUGAAAGCCCAAGCCAAGAACCACCCUUACUUUUAAUAAUAAAUGGAUUUGCAGGAACUGGCAAAAGUUACCUUAUAAGUGCUUUAAGAUCUCUACUACAGCUAUCUUGCAUUGUGACUGCCACUACUGGAAAGGCAUCAUUCAAUAUCAAUAGCAAAACAAUUCAUUCACUAUUAAAUUUACCUAUUGGUCCAAGAGGUAACAAUGAUCUUAAAGGACAGUCUCUUUUAAGGUUGCAAGACCGGUUACAUGAUGUUAAAUAUAUCUUAAUCGAUGAGCAUUCUAUGCUCGGCCAGACAUUGCUUGGCCGGAUUGACAAACGAUGCAGGCAAGCAACUGGACUACAUGAUGAAAUUUUUGGGGGAAAAUCUAUUAUUUUGGUAGGCGAUCCAGCACAGUUACCACCUGUUGCAGACAAACCACAGGACCUAUUGGCGAACAAGGCAACAUUGCAUAUUUAA